GUCCCUUUCUGUUAAUCCAGCUGGGUAGUGCCUCUGUCCAUUGCUGUACUUUUGCAAUCUGAUGAAUCCCCAGCAGAUGACAGGACGCAUCACAUUUUAAAGCAGCAACUUUUACACUUUUUUGGGGGUAUUUUACACACAACCAGUGGGAGUUUUCACAUCAGAGCCUCUCGUACCAGAGGUGGUACUCAGCUCCACGGGACUCUGCUGAGCCGAACAAUGAAGUCCCGUCCAGCCACUGUGAGUGUGCUGCUGCCCAUCGCCCUCCUCCACAGCUUCAUCCCUGUGUGUUUCGGAGCUGCGAUUCCCGUUUCGUGUGGUUCCAUUUACAAGCGUUUUGCUCAGUGUUUACUCACACUCGGGGACAGUUUGGUGGAAACACAGAAAGACCAGAGCACACAGGACAUCGAUGCAAUCUGCAGGUCCUGGAACGCGUUUCACGUUUGUGCCAACUCGGCUCUGGCCGGCUGUCCUGGAGAAGCAGCAGCUGUCUGGGAGUCUCUGAGACAAGAGUCCAGGAAGACACAGUUUUCUGGAAACCUCUACGCCAUGUGCGCCAGUCGCACCACCGUCCCACCCAGCACCGUGCCUGCACCCCAGAGCCCCCCCACCUCAGACCAAACCAACCAGGAGACUCUGAAAGGACAAACAGACCGCCACAGCCCCACCCUCAUCACGCUGCUGUUCCCUGUCUGCAGCAUGCUACUGCUUCUGCUCCGGAGUUAGUUGACCCAUAUUAGUUGGUAAUUAAUCAGAGUGAUGCCAGAUAGAGUCCUGCUCCCCUACAAUCCAAACACACUCUGUACAAGUCAGACUCAUCAUGAUCGCAUGUUGAUCCUAAAACAAGGAUCUCAAUAACUGUGUCAUUAUGACACAUUUGUUUAGGUUUCUUACGUGGACAAGGUGGUGCACAUGUAUAGGCAUUAACUAAAUAUGCUCAGAUUACCGCAUGCCUUGAUCUUGCUUUCAUUCUGAUGUGAAUAUUUAAAGUCAAGCAUACUGGUAGCUGCUCAUCUGUGUCCCUUAAGAUCAGAGGAUUGUGUAACAACUACAAGUGUUUAACUGACUGUGAUUAAAUUCACUUUUUAUAAGUAAGUGAGAGUGACAGCAACAAUGCAGGGGAAAAUGCAAAAUCUCUUUUACUUAUUGAGGUUAUUCAGCUGAAAAAAACCUGAGUUAUAAACAAAUGUAUGUCAUAAACACUUUUAUUUAUUUAUUUUACCACUGCUGCAGUUCAUCGGUAAUACCAUAUGAUAUUAGGACAAAGGAGAUUUUCAGGGAUGUUGCAGUGCCAGGUGUUCAGAUCUGCCUCUGAUCCAAUCAGGUGUGAUCCAGAGGACAGAAUUAUUACUGGGUGCAAAGCAGUAGAUUUUUUUCUGCAGUGGGUUUAAUUCAUCACCUCGUUUGACCGAUUUAACGAAAAUCAGAUUCAUGUGUGGAAGCACUCUCUGAUGCGUUGCUAAAUGUUAUCACUUGUUUAAUACUGAGCCAUUUCACACAGUUUUUCCAGCUUUUAAGAAGUAGUUUUUUUGUAUUUUAAAUGAGAUAGUUUAACUAAAUCAACUUAACAUUUUGAUUUGUCCCCCAUGGGGCAAUUCAAAUGGAUACAUAGCUAGGGGUAAUCUGUUAGCCGAGUGGUUAGGGUGAACACCACAAGGGCGCAAAUGCCUUCAGUCCCUGGUUUGAUGCCUGGCUGACCUGGAACUUUACUGCGUGUCAAUCUCUUUCUUCCUUUCUCCCAAAUUUCCUGUCUCUCUCCACUGUCACUGUUUAAUAAAUGCCAAAAAUAUCUUUAAGAGAAGUGGGCAUAACUGAGCUUGGGCAUCUCAAUAAAACCCAUGACACAGUAAUGCAACAAAUACGUACUGAGCGCAAAAAAGAGCAACGAAGUACAAGCGUAUGUGUGAGUCAGCAGUGGGAAGAGGAUGUGGGACGUUUUCCAAGUGUUUCCCAAGUUUCAUCCUUGUAAAUUAAUGUUAUUUAAUGUUGUACAGCUUUUCUUUGAUACUGAUCGAGCUCUGUUAUCACACAUGCUUCAUUUCAUUCACUGGUGUUCACGUUACCAGUAUGUUCACUGUAUUAUUUUGUAGUUUUGCAUUAUUUCAAUGUGUUCUCAGCAUUAUAGAAUGGCACAUGCCACUUUGUUUCAUUCUGGUUUUUACCCAACAAAAAAAAUUAAUUAAAUAUAUAUUAACAAGCAUAAUGCUUAGUCAUUUUAAGAGUCUUUGCAACUCCUUGACAUGAUCUGUUUUUGUGUCAGAUAUUGUGUGUGUGUGUGUGUGUGUGUGUGUGUGUGUGUGUGUGUGUGUGUGUGUGUGUGUGUGUGUGUGUGUGUGUGUGUGUGAUCUUAAUACUCUUAAGCUGUUUCAUAACAGCAGAUUCACGAGUGGAUUAAUCUGUCUUUAUUCGCCCACGGUGGAGCAGGUUGCACCUCAAAACAACCUUAGUGUCGUCAAAGUGCUACGAGUGAAGCACAACAUGUUGUUGUGUCAGCAUAGUCAUGAAGUGAGCAGGUGUGACAGCUGAGGGUCAAAGGUGAAAAGAUGUAUUUAUUAAGUUACUGUACUUGUCAGUGAAAUGUCAGGAGGACAUGCUUUAUGUUCUCCUUUUUAAAGAUUCAUGUGUUGGACUGAUUAAAUUCCAGGUCACCUCAUGUUCACAGGUUUCAUGGCUAAUUUGAAUAAUGUUUCUUCAUAGCUUUGGGUGUGAACGACUGAUUCCAGCUGCUAUUUUAUUUACGAGAUGGUGGUAUUUGAUUAGUCUGAAAUCAAUCACAGUGCACGUGAAGAAGUAUCUGACUUUGCCUGCUCAUAUGUGUUUAAAGGACAGAUUAAAACCCUGAUUGGGACAUGACAUUUGAUUUUCUAUACAGAAGUCUUUUUGCACAAAUCAUUUCAGGUGACCAUGAGCAAAGAGGGAGGGAUGCAAAGCUGUUGGACCUGACUGAUGAUCAGAAUUUGGUUCAUUUUUAACAAUCUGAAAACAUAACAGAGGUGUUGCUGUAGUUUCAGUCAGAAUCUAAAGGCAGUGUGUUUGUGUAAGAGUACAGAACAGAUAGAACAACUGUCUACCUGUAUAUAAAGAUUAAACCAACUAAAGACAACUAAAAAGUGAAGAAAAGUAAGUGACUCCAAGUUUGUGAACUUUUUUUGAGAUAUUUAAACAUUAGCAAAUGGAGCAAAAUUGCAAUUGUGGUCAAAUAAUUUUGAAAAGAAUGAAAGAAAAGAUUCUUCAGUCAAGUAGAUAUAAUUGAAAACUGCCCACUGUGUGUAAUUUACAUCUUCUUUUUGUCUCUUAAGUGGCAUUUUGUAAAAUAAUGCCAUGAUGAACAACUGAUGCACUUUAGUAUCUACCUUAAAAAUAGGAUAAAGGUGUUUUCUUUACUAUCGAAAAGGAAUCCUGACAUAUUUGUUAAAACAGUACAUGACUGGAGGAUCAACGACAGAAUCUCUGAACUGUCCCAGAACACCUUGAGGUUCCUGCUCGCUUUAAUCUCUCUUUGUCCUGCAUUCACUGGAGAAAAUCUGCAAAGACUUCAUCAUGAAGUCUUUCUAAGGAGCCCUGCAGCCCUCAUUCUGUUCACAACUGUUAAAAUGUUAAGAUAUAACAAGUGUUCUUUUCUUUUUUAUGCCUAACUGAGAUCUAUCAUCACCUCUGAAGUCAGUGAUGUAGAACAACAUUUAUGGGACGCUCUCUGCUCUGUAGCAGAUGGUGUGUGCCAUGAAACAUUGUGGGGAUUAUGUAUUCCAUGUGUAGGACAUUACUACCCAAUCCAUACUGCAAGGAUUUUACUUCACCAUGACGUAUAUGCUACAGACCUGUAAGCUGCAGAACAACUCUUCAUGUAUGAUUCUGUGAGCAAUACAUUAAACAAAUAUGAAAUCAAUAGUCUAAUCCAAUGCCUGUUGACUAUGUCCCACUGAAGGUGUUUUUCUGGGAAUCUUUAAUGAUCUGAACUCUGAGGUCUGCUGUACAGAUUGUAAACCUAAUUUAUGUUUAGUGACCACAAAUCCAUUGCACUAAGGCUUGUUUUUUUUUUUUUUUUUUUUAAAUACAUGAUAUUCUGACUUCUUCCCUGCA
Amphiprion ocellaris (clown anemonefish) is the source of this 4080-nucleotide messenger RNA. It is a transcript of the gene nrn1lb, whose product is annotated as neuritin 1-like b. Gene Ontology annotation, cellular component: plasma membrane. The record is from RefSeq and is a predicted model, not a curated record. The coding region runs from base 220 to 726 and encodes 168 amino acids. Lineage: Eukaryota; Metazoa; Chordata; Actinopteri; Pomacentridae. The transcript has 3 exons. Gene Ontology annotation, biological process: nervous system development; neuron projection extension.